Cyclopterus lumpus (lumpfish) is the source of this 9894-nucleotide messenger RNA. It is a transcript of the gene gigyf1a, whose product is annotated as GRB10 interacting GYF protein 1a. Gene Ontology annotation, biological process: insulin-like growth factor receptor signaling pathway. NCBI's taxonomy places the organism in Eukaryota, Metazoa, Chordata, Actinopteri, Perciformes, Cyclopteridae. Gene Ontology annotation, molecular function: protein binding. The record is from RefSeq and is a predicted model, not a curated record.
GUCAAUGUCCAGUCACGUGGUAUCACACGGACGGCCAUGUUUCCGAAACACAAACAACAAGAAGAGCAGCGACUAGGAGCCAGCAGACACAUACUGAUACGCAGCAGCGACCGUUGGAGGAGAGGGGAAAAAAUAAUAAAUAAAAUACAGAGCACGACUUCUGAAAGUACGAUUCUGUCGAAUGAAAGACGUUUACCGUGUUUAAAGAGACCAAUGCAUACGAUAUAUUGGCUGUAGACGCGCCGUGCAGACACCCAGUCUGGUAACGUUAGCUAUAAACAGUGAAGUGGUGCAAAGGGAGGAGGACAGGAAAUAAAGGAGUUACCUGGAGGGUCUCCGUCAAUCCACAUUUCAGUUGGAGCGAGAGAAAAGGGGACAGAGGGAGAGAGGGAGAAAAGAAAAGAGGAGUGCGAGUCGCCCACUGCUCUUGGCAGCUGUUCCAGCAGCCUGUUUCAGUGUUUUGGCUGUUUUGUUCCUGCGUUACUUUUUUGAUGAAUCACUUAAUAUUUUUAACUUUAAUGUGAGAUAUAACUGCUGUAAAAAAGAAAAAAGAAGAAAAAAAAGAAAGAAAACAUUAUUACUAGCCAGAGAGUUUUAUUUUGUUCCAUUGUUAAUUUCCACAGUUGUUUUUUUUUUUUUUUUUUUUUUUUUUAUGUUCAUCAACCCUUUUCGGCUGUGAGUAGCAGGAGCUUCCAUUCUCCAAACUAUAGUCGAACCCCCUUCCUUAUCUAGUUAGGACCUGACAACCUGGUAUUCCUCAAGCACCUGAAACUGGCAGCUAUUCUCUUUGUGUCUGUGUGUUUGGGGAGCUCAGUGACCACAGCUUAAGCACCACUCAGCCUUCUAGUCACCUAAGCCUAACUAAAGCCAGCCAGCCCUAGUCUGGUCCAGCCCAGUCCAGCCUGCUCGGAUCAUCUGGACAGGAUACUCAGUUCUGUGUGGACGUGAGGAAUAUGACUGCUGAGACUCUUAACUUCGGCCCAGAAUGGCUCCGUGCACUGUCCAGUGGGGGGAGUGUGACUUCCCCCCCUCCUUCCCCCGCCAUGCCAAAGUACAAGCUGGCCGAGUACCGCUACGGCCGAGAGGAGAUGUUAGCACUUUAUAUCAAAGACAACAAGGUCCCAGAGGACAUGCAGGAUAAGGAGUUUGCUGCUAUUCUGCAAGACGAGCCCAUGCAGCCACUGGCACUGGUGGCACUCACUGAGGAGGAGCAGAGGAACUUCUCCAUGUCUGUGAACAGUGUCGCUGUGCUGAGGCUCAUGGGAAAAGGGGUGGGCGGGGCCGCCCCAGCUGGAGUGGUCCGAGGACGAGGGGUUGCACGAGGUGGUCGAGGACGAGGUCGUGGUGAAGGUGGAUUCUACCAAAGAAGUAUUGAGGAACCGGAGGUGGGUUUCGGACGCAGCGUCCGAGAGAUACACCGCAGCCAGAGCUGGGAUGACCGGGGUGAGCGCCGAUUUGAGAAGCCGCUGCGGCGGGAGGUGGGGCGUCCCGGCUUUGAAGAGGCCGUAGGUCCCGUGGUUCCGGGGAGGAAGGAGUACACAAGGGCCGACAGCGAUAAUUGGCGCAUUCUCCGGGAGGAGCAGCAGCAGGAGGAGGGGGGGGUGGAGCCGGCCCCAAACUGGAGACUGACUGGAAUCCGCAGGGAUGAUGGUGGUCCUCGCUCAGCAGGCUGGCGGGAGCAUACAGGUCCAGGAGAGAGUCGUCGUCGGAAGUUCGAUUUCGAUUUCCGGGACGCUGAGGGUGGUCAUGGUGGUGGGGGCCGCCGGCGAGCAGGCAGUGAGGGAUUAGAGGAUGACCGGUCCGGCCUGCCCGAGUGGUGCACAGACGAUGAGGACGGAGAGAUGGGCACGUUUGACUCCUCUGGAGCUUUCAUGACUAUGAAGACGGGUGGGAAGGAUACAAUCCUGGAGGAGGAGUUCGAGUUUAAGGGUAUAGAGGAGGAGGAGGAAGAGGAGGAGGAGGAGGACGACCGCUUCGCUGACAUCGAGAGGAACGGUGCUGAAGGAGACAAAGAGAAGGAGAGUAAAGAAGCAGGCUCUGCUGUAGGGGAUGGCGAGACGAAGCGUGUAUCUCCCUCCUCCUCUCCUCCCGCUCUCCGACACUGCUCCCCUCCAUGCCUGGAGCCUCGGCUCAGCAACGCUGGCCCAGUGGUGGACAACCUUCAGCUGAACAACAGCCACCCCGUCAUGGCCAGCAGCACGCCCAGCGAAGACAUGGUUACGGUAGGGGGCUUCAAGGUCCAGCUGAGCUCCGGUCCCCCCACCUCCUCCAGUCUGCUUCCCCCACCCCCUUGCUCUGCAGCUCCUUUUCUCCCUCCACCUGGAGGAGACGCAGAGGACGAUGAGGGCAUGAAGCACCUGCAGCAGGAGGCAGAAAAGAUGGUGGCAUCACUGCAGGACACUUCUUUGGAGGAGGAGUGCUUCACCCAGGCUCUGCAGCAGCAGGAGAGCAGGAACACGGCAGCCGCUCUGCCGCUGUCACACGAGGCCGCCAUGAAGUGGUUCUACAAGGACCCACAGGGAGAGAUCCAGGGUCCGUUCACCACCGUGGAGAUGUGCGAGUGGUUCCAGGCGGGCUACUUCACCAUGACCCUGCUCGUGAAGCGGGGCUGCGACGAGGGCUUCCAGCCCCUGGGCGACGUCAUUAAGAUGUGGGGCCGCGUGCCCUUCGCCCCAGGACCUUCCCCGCCGCCCCUGCUUGUGAGACAGCCACCACCAACGCAGCGCACGCAGUCCACACGGGGCUCUGCCGGGACUGGGAGUCAGAGCUCCGCCAACGUAGAGGAUGGGGAGGGGAGGAUGCAGAGGAGAGGGAAGAUUGAUAGACAGGUUACGGGAAAUCUGGACCAGGACCGCCUGAAAAAGCAGCAGGAGCUUGCAGCAGCAGCUCUUUAUCAGCAGCUCUCACAGCAGCAGCUAUUCCAGCUCAUUAACAGGUGCAGUGAGCAGGGUAUAAUGCCUUCGAUGAACAGGUCGAUGUCCGUGCCAGAUACAGGGUCCAUGUGGGACAUGCAUACCUCAGCUUCACAGCCGUCAGGCGGUGAAGCCAGUCUUUGGGACAUAACAAUGAAUCCCUCUACUCAGGGUCCAACUCUCGAACAGCUUCAAAAGCUCCAGCAGGAGAGGCGAGACGCUGAACUCAGGGCAAAGCGUGAAGAGGAGGAGCAGCGUAAGAGGAGGGAGGAGAAGAGGAGGCAACAGGAGGAGCAGAAGAGGAGGGAGGAGGAGGAGCUCUUCAGACGCAAGCAGUGUCGUCAGCAGCAGGAACUGAUCAUGAAGUUGCUCCAGCAAACCCCCCAGCAGCAGGGUCCUGGGGCCAGCAGCUCAGGCUGGAGCGGGUCUCCCUCCUCUGGGCUAUCCAAGUCCGGGAAGCCCCCGGCUCUGGCUCUGCUGGAAAUGCAGCAGGAGGCGGAGAGGCUCCUGAAGCAGCAGCAGCAGCAGAGAGCGCAGCAGAGGGAGCGCCACUCCGGUCUGUCGAUGGGGAGCUCUUCCAUGGGAGGGCAGUGGGCGGAUGGAGUUAGCAUGUGGGGCGGGUCUGGGAGUAUGGAGGGCAAGGGUGGCAGUGUGAGCUCUUCGGGCAGCAUGGGCAUGUGGGACGAGGCUGUGAAGAACCAGUCCGGCCUCCGCGGCAACAGCAACAACAACAUGGGCUUGAAGAACAGCCGCAGCAGCCCCUCUCUCAGUGAGCAGUACAUGAUGCGUCGCAAGCGGACGGAGGAGGAGGAGAAGCUGCUGAAGCUGCUGCAGGGCAUGAAGCCUCAGGAUGGCUUCACAACCUGGUGUGAACAGAUGCUGCAUGCUCUCAACACCUCUGCCAACAACUCUUCCUCCUCUCUGGAUGUUGCCACAAUUGUUGCAUACCUGAAGGAGGUGGAGUCUCCCUAUGCAGUACUGGACUUCAUCCGGUCCUACCUAGGGGACACAGUGGAAGCCAAAGAGUUCGCCAAACAGUUUCUGGAGCGACGUGCCAAACAGAAAGCCAACCAACAGAGACAGCAGCAGCAGUUAUCAAAGGAAGUGGCUGGAUUGAACAUGAACUUCCCUCUGCAGGACUCAAUGCGUGGUAUGAACCCAAGCACCCUGCAGUCCAUGUUUCAAGCCAACCACAUGGGCAAGUCUGGUCUCUAUGACAACGGGGGAAAGAUGAAGAAGAAACAGCCCAUGAUGUUGCACUCUGACCCCAGCAUCUUAGGGUACUCAUUCCACAACGCGGGCGAGUGUCUGAGCCUGAAUGAGAUGGAGAUGGUGGAGGAUUACUGAUGUGACGCAGCGCAGCAGCAAUAGCUACCUGAGGCCUUCUGUCUUUUAAUCAGACAAACCUGAUGACGAAUGUGCACUGCUGGGGGAACUGGGGGUGGGGGGGGGCGGGUUGUUGGGAUAGGAAGGGAGCCAGCGUGAGGGGAGGUGCAGGGGGGAGGCGCCUGGAUCUGCGCCUCCCACUUUUUCCUUCUCUCUGGCAAGAGAAAUAAAAGGGCUCCCUGCUGCACCAGUUGAUCACUUGAGCAGGGGAGAGGGUGGGGGGGGGGAGGGUGAUGUUAAAAAGGAAGAUGGGUAUCCUCUGGCACUCAAAAGAUUAAGCACCUUAUAUUGAACUAAUGCACUUUAUUGAGAUGGGAUUUGAAUAUUUUUUUGUUUUGUUCAUGUGUGUGAAUGCGAGCGUGUUGGGACUCAGUGCGCAUAAACAGUACGUGUACAUACACACGAUCUGCGUGCGUUAGAACUGGAAGGGGCGGUGAAGCAGUCGGUGGGGUGAAUGGUCAGGCUGUGGGGUUUUCAAAGUCAGGGGGACCUUUAGUUGAAACCUUAUCAGAGAGCAAAUCCUUUCUCGAAAGACAAACACUGUUGAUAUUUCUCUUGUUUAGCAUUUUUUUACAUUUAUAUAAAAAGUAAAGCUAUUGAAAAAUGGAUUAUAAAAAAACUUGAAGAUUUGCACUUGCCUAAAAAAAGAAUAACAAAAACAACAAAAAAAUCAAACGAAUGGGGUUAGUUCUAGAAGUGAAUAUUUUUGUGAAUGUGUAUGUAUGGCUGUGAGAAUGACUGGAUGGUGUGAUGGUUGGUUUGUGUCAGUAAUAUACCAGUCUGCACAAGUAUUUUGUUUUCAUUCUUUUGUUGCUUACCGAGAUGUAUGAAACAUAAGAGGCCAUUUUUGUCUUUUUUUUGUUCAGAUGGUAAUUUUGUAUUCUCGUGUGUGUGUGUGUGUGUGUGUCCCUUCUCCAAACAGGGACUUGAUCUGUAUGUCUUGAGUGACGAAAGAUGUUUUCAAUGAAUGAACGAAUGAAUGAAUGAGACAGAAACCGAGAGAGAGAGAGAGAGAGAGGGGGCAAUUGCACAACACAUCCUUUCUCUCACCAGCUCUUCAUCCCCAGAUAGACGAAAUAGAAAUGCAUACAUUUGUAAAUGUUAGCUUUGCGCUCAUCACAUGAUGUCCACCACUAGUUUAUUCCCCUUAGCCUCUCCCCAUGGGGAGCUGUCUCUAGACCUGUGAGGACUAGCAGGCAGGGGGAAUCAUGAGGGACAUUACUGUGUGUGCAUCAGAAUGAUCAGAAUUUGUGUGUGAGUGUGUGAGUGUGUGAAUGUGUGCGCGCAUGUUCAUUUUUCUGUUCAUGGAAAUGAGUUUAAGACUACAGGUACUCAUUUUUUGAAUACAUGUGCUGUUUUUGUAUGCGUAUGAAUGCACAUUUGUGCCUAAGAACUUGGAUAGGGUGCGUGGCCAUUGAGACAUUAACUCUUUUUUCGAGAGCGAGUGUGACGUGCGUCAGUGCUCAGCACAGUGUAUGUAAAGUAUGGGUUUAUAUAUCGUAAAUAUUUCUAGUUCAGUCUAGGGGUGAUCCAUCGGAAGGUUAGUCCAGUCUGUUGUCCUGGGGUGUGAUCACGUUGCCUUUUGUCAGCUCUCGAACUUGUGAAUGAAAGGUGUCGAGUUGCUGACUGAAAAAAAAAUACAAAACAGCAUCUUAAUGUGCAAGAGCACAGAGCGGUGCAUGAAAUGUUAGCAUAUUGUGUUACUUAUUCGUUGUUGCAAUUUGAUAAUGACGAGUUUUCUUUUUUUAAUGAAAAAUAUAUAUGAAUAUAUACAUUAUAUACAAAGUUUAAAAAGUAUUUGGACUAAGAUAAUGAGCACUUGGGGCUGCUAUUUUUUGUUGUGUGUUUAAUUUUUUUCCUUAAUUUUUUUUUUUUUUAAUUUUUGUUUCAUUAUCGCCAUGUGAAGUGUGUGUAUUACUUCUUAAGAAAAUAUUGAAUGUAUUCCAAAAAAAUGACAAGAAACCCGUGCUGAUUGAUACCAGAUUUUUUUUUCUCAGAAGAUUAAAAAAAAAUGGAAAAAUACAAAAAGCUUCAAAGAAUUUAGCGAGAACUUUAAAAAAAAUAAAAAUGACAGAGGAAGAAGAAGAAGAAAAAACUCUGGAUGGAUACAGUUGAACACACUGCCUCUACAAUCCUGGUCGUACAAAUGGUGACUACGAAUUCAAAGAAAGGACUCUUUCUAUUCCAUACUGGAGCUUUGGUUGUUUACAAACCACAUGGAUAUCUGUGGGUGCAGUUUUUAUUUUCAUUUUCUUUCCCACAUGAGACGGGUGGGGUUUGCAAGUGCGCUUCUGCCAUAUGGACAUUGAGUGGUGUUUUUUUUGUUUUUUUUUUUGAGGAAGAGUGGCAGGUGUCACAAGACCAUGGACAAGAGCCUCUAACUGGACCGUUCGUGUGUGGUUGUGGAUCCUGAGACUUGAUGAUCAACCAUGGAGCGGAGCCGGGAAAAUCGAGGACGGGCUCUGUUUUUCUUUCCGUGGAGAACGGAGUGCAGGGCUGCAUUAACCCUAGAGGGAACUGAGAGGGUGAUACGAGUUCACCUGGUUAGUGAGCUCGUCUCCGCCUCGACCCUCAUGAGCGCUCACACCCUGCCAACUCACCAACUCACCUAUGCACUUUUGUUCAUUCAAGCUGUGAGGUACCAUUUUGGGGAUGGGAGCACAAAUUACAAUGGGAGGAUCGCUACGACUUUGACAAAGUCACCGAUAACGAUAUUCACAAACUGAAAUAAGAGACCCGGGGGAGCGCGUCUCCUCCCACCUCCUGUCUGUAUAUAACCAUAUUUUUGUAUUAUCUUUCAGAGCAGAAAGAAAAUGUGCAAAUGGAUGAAGGAAAAAUUCGAGACGUUGAUUAUAUGGCGCGAAUGUUCUUCAAGAAAACCAAUCUUUUUGAAUAUAGUUUGAGAUAGACUCGCUGUGAGUUUCCCUUAGUUUGCCAGUAACCCUGAAAUAAUCAGGGACGGAAGGGAGAUUUAAAAAAAAAAAAAAAAAAAGAAGAAAAAAAAAUAGAGGACUGAGGCGUUGGGCAUGCUACAGUGGCUCCAAGACUGACUGAUAGUUAAUUAUCAAAAUGGAUGCUGCGGUUGCGACAAAGAGCCCCGCCAAGAGUGUUUUGAUCAAGAUGCACAGUGAGGAGGCAGGCAUGGGUUCGAAGAGCUUUUGGCAAGGAAGCUUCCACUCUCCCAACCUGAUGACUGCCUUGAGUGACUGCAGGAGGAAAAAGCUUCGGCAAUGGAGUCUGGCUGUGUUUUAUUUGCUGCCCUCCGCGAGGAGGAUCUAAUCUACAGCCAACUCAUGAACCAGUUGACCCGUAACCUAUCAUUUGAACUUAAACCUUACGAAACUUUUCUGUCUUGACCUCGGACUGAGCAGGCCAUCGGCAUUAUCAGUUGGAUAGUUACCAGAUGACGUUAACAGGUUUACCAACCAUGGAUCCGGUCUGUGUUGGGUUUGGGAUUUCAUCGGCGAGUAGGAGGAUAAAGAGAAUCAUCCAACCCCCCAUCACCACCUUGGCCUGUGAAACUCUCCAGGUGGCUGUGUGGAUGACUUCUGACAGGACAGAAGACCCCCAGACGUCCGAGACUUGAGAGCGGGGGGCGGAGGGAGUUGGGUUUUGGUGGACGUGGCUGGAUUACAUCGAAGUCACCAGAAACCUCCGGCGGCUGUGGGACCGGAGGAACUGAUAGAAUUGUACAAACAAACUUUGAAACGUGACAAAACACAAACGCGUAGAGACAUGCCACAUAGAUUCCAGAGUUCAAAAGGAGUUGCAGACACACUACAUGCGAAUACACACACACACACACACACACACACACACACAGCAAAAGCAACGUACAUUCAGUUACAGUGGCUCUCCUCUGGAACCACGUCUGCAUACAUAACAGGGCUACACCAAUAUCAAAUCAUACACACGCAUCAUCGCUCGUCAAUAUAAAUGCUGAGCUUUGUAAAUAAUGUAAAUGUUGGUGUUUUGAUUUCUCCUCUCAUAGUGGUUUUGCUUUAUUUCUCUGUUAAACAUGCCUUAAAUUGUAUAGUUCAGUCCUGAACGGCGGCGAACUGAAAGUGUCCUCCAAACGAGGAAUUUAAGUUGGAAACCACCUCCUUAACUGUCUAGUGAAAGAAAGAUGGGAGCUUUCUACAAGUCUGUUUACUGCUGGCAAACAGCACCGGCGUGCUCCGUGUUCGUUUUGCUACGUGUAACACCCGCUCGCCACGCAACUUACUAUUUAGGUGGGAUGGAGCAGCAAGCGGUCUUUGCUUGAUCUGAUUUUGCCAGUAAGCUUUUGUUGCCCUUUUGGUUUCUUUAAAAAAAAAAAUUGAGUGGUUGUGUUCAGAUUUCCUGUUUAGAUUGUUGCUGAAGGUGCAGGCUUAAUAAAGGGCUGGAGACUGCGCUGUCCGGAGCUGAGCUGACAGGGCGGGGACGCACGGAUGUACCGCUCUAGGUGAAACUAAACCAGAGCGACACGAUACACAAAUUGGGGAUUUUUGGUUGUCUUGGGUUUUUUACACUCGGGGGGGACUUUAAUGUCUUGGAAGCAACUAGGUACUUCUUUUUUUACAGUUUUGAGAUGUCCGAUCAGGCUUGUAGGAAGCAUGAUUUGUAGUAUUUGUGGUUUUUUGACACUAAACCUUGAGGUGGGGUCAAGAUUGCUGCAGCCUUGCUGGUGUGCCGGGUAGUGAUGCAGCCUGCUGACCGUUUGUGGUAGCGCUGAAUAGAUGAGUUGACCAGCCAGUCGGGUUUCAUCUUAAAGGAAAGUCUACGUCCUGAACAUUUUGGAAAGUUGUCUUGUUCCACAUUUGUAAUUGGAUUUGAGAGAUGAAUGCUUUUAGUCGACCAGUUUAUUUUUGUAUCGUCGAAAAUCUGAACAAUAUGCAGUUUUUAAUCCAAAUGACAGCUGAUAUUCAAUGAAUAUCUUCAGCUUAGACGUGUAGUACACUUGUACAUUUGUUUGGCUGGGGCUUUGGUGGACCGGUACCGGCCACAGCAGACUAUGUAAACUGAAGUAGCAACAAUAGGCCCCAGUAUGUCUUAACUGUCGACUUGUACUACGUUUAAUGUUGUGAUCAGUUGCCAAAACCAUGAAUAUACUAUCAAUUCUCUUAUUAGUGAAUAUCUUUAAAGAAUACCUAUGUUUGACAUUUUUAAUAAGCUGAUGUUCCGUGUGUUUGUUGUGGUUGGUCGGUCAGUCAGUCUUAGAAGUAAAACAAGGUUGUUUGCAGUUAAUUUAACUGCACUACACAUAUUUUUAUCAUAAGAUAAACAGCAAUAUUGUGUUGUCCAAAAAGCCCUGGAUGUUUGGUUGCAGUCUUAGAAAAGAUCCUGUCCCCUCAACGGCACAAGGCCGUCUGGUUUAUUUUAGCUCUGGUAAAUGUGGUUCCAACAAUAUUGCCCGAAAUGACAUCAUGUAAUUUGUAUCCCUGUCAGCUCAGCUCCUUUGGCUAAUAAGUCUUUGAAUGUUGUUUAAAUAACCGCAUUCUUGUAACUGUUUAGGAAAAGAACAACUGAAAGAUGUGUAAAUAGUUUGGCUUUUUUGUUUGUUUUGUUUUGUUUGAAGAACAAAAUAAAUACUAAAUAAAUAGCAUUUAGCAGUGAC